CAUGUCAUUAAUAUCAAACUUCCUCCGUCGCUACAGUGUUGUUAUAUUCUUUCCGUCACUGACGAUCGGCAGCAUCGCGGCAGAUUACUCCUACACUAGAAGGUGGAAAAAGCAAUCGGCGGAAGAUAAACAGUGAAAUCCAUAGAAAAUGUUUGGACUCACAAGGCAAUACUUGCUGAUGUUGAUUCCUUUGAGCGGCUUCGCUUUCGGUUGGUUUUUGGACAACAAGGAAACCGAACGAAUGACGAUGUUCAGGGAUAAAAGUGCUUUGUAUGGCAGAGUAUUGAAGGAAGGUGAGCAGCCAUCCUGGCCGUAGUGAUCGAUUGUAUAGGAAUAAAGGGUUGUAGAAACUUG
Messenger RNA from Wyeomyia smithii (pitcher-plant mosquito), 354 nucleotides. It is a transcript of the gene ND-MNLL, whose product is annotated as NADH dehydrogenase [ubiquinone] 1 beta subcomplex subunit 1. Lineage: Eukaryota; Metazoa; Arthropoda; Insecta; Diptera; Culicidae. Gene Ontology annotation, cellular component: mitochondrion. The record is from RefSeq and is a predicted model, not a curated record. Bases 149 to 316 code for a protein of 55 amino acids. The transcript has a single exon.